Messenger RNA from Gadus morhua (Atlantic cod), 3611 nucleotides. RefSeq names its product splicing factor, proline- and glutamine-rich. The record is from RefSeq and is a predicted model, not a curated record. The transcript has 10 exons. Bases 155 to 2233 code for a protein of 692 amino acids. NCBI's taxonomy places the organism in Eukaryota, Metazoa, Chordata, Actinopteri, Gadiformes, Gadidae. Gene Ontology annotation, molecular function: RNA binding.
AAGCGAAGUCCCGUCCAUCAUUGAGCUGCGCCAUUUUGAGCGAGCAGUCCACCUACGUAUCUAGGUCUGCAGAGAAACAGCGUCGAUUGCUCAUACGUACUUCUUUGUAUUUUGCGUUUUAAUUUCAACCGUUCGAUCGUCCAAGACAUCGAAAAUGUCUCGGGAUAGAUUUAACAGGAAUAACGGCGGUGGAAUGAACAAUUUUCAGCCACGUAGGGGUGGCGGCCCUGGCGGCCCGAUGCGAGGCGGACUGAUGGGGAACCCACAUUUCAGGAAUCACCCUUUCGGGAACCAGAACCAGAAUCAGAACCGAGGCGGACACAUGGGUAACAAUCUCAACAAGCCGCCGAACGGUAACCAGGGACCACCGAAGCCGCAGACGCCUCAAUCCACGCCGGCUAUCCUUCCUCCGUCACCAGGCCCUGCUCUAACAAUGAAAGGCCCUAUACAACAGCAGAAGGAGCAGCAGCAGAAAGAACAACAGCUGAAGGAGCAGCAACAGAAAACCCCUGCUACCCCCGUACCCCAGCCGAAGAUCACGACACCUACUCCGAACCCCACUAUUACUGCGACUCCACCGAAACCGAAUAUUUCAUCACCUGCCCCGAAACCGAACCUCUCAUCGCCUCCUCCAAAACCGAAUCUAACAUCGCCUCCCCCAAAACCGAAUCUAGCAUCGCCGCCACCAAAGCCGAAUCUAGCAUCGCCGCCACCAAAACCGAAUUUCUCAUCGCCCCCACCAAAACCGAAUUUCUCAUCGCCUCCACCCAACCAGGGAAACCAGGGAAACAGAAAUAUGAACCAGAACAAUAGAAACAUGAACCAGCAGCACCAGAAACCGCAGAUGACCAAUGUAAACGGCCAGCAGCAAAGGCAGAUGGGCCACCAAGGCCACAAGCAGUCUCCACAGAUGAACAAACCAAGGCCCCAGCAGCAGGCCUACAGACCAGAGGGGGGAGGAGAAGGUCCUACGGAACUCAAAGCAACCUUUUCGUUGCUUCUCAAACCCGGUGAGAAGACCUACACCCAGCGAUGCCGUCUGUUCAUUGGUAACCUGCCCAACGAUAUCAGCGAUGAGGAGUUCAAGAAACUGUUUGCCAAGUAUGGAGAGCCAAGCGAAGUCUUUAUUAACAAGAACAAAGGCUUUGGAUUCAUUCGAUUGGAGUCGAGAGCGCUGGCAGAGAUUGCUAAAGCCGAACUGGACGACACGCCCAUGAAAGGCAGACCACUGCGUGUGCGAUUCGCCACACACUCAGCGGCCCUCUCAAUCAAAAACCUUUCGCCCUUCGUCUCCAAUGAGCUCCUGGAAGAGGCCUUCUCACAGUUUGGGAUGGUGGAGAGGGCAGUCGUCAUUGUUGGCGACCGUGGUAAUUCCACAUGCAAGGGACUCGUCGAGUUUGCCUCCAAGCAUGCUGCCCGGAAGGCCCUUGACCGCUGCAAUGAAGGAGUGUUCCUGCUUACUAGUUCGCCGCGGCCAGUGGUUGUCGAGCCCCUGGAACAGUACGAUGACGAAGAUGGCCUCCCAGAGAAGCUGGCCCAGAAGAACCCCAGAUACCAAAAGGAGCGCGAGGAGCCCCCCCGCUUCGCCCGGCCGGGGACCUUUGAGUUUGAGUACUCCAAGCGCUGGAAGUCCCUGGACGAGAUGGAGAAGCAGCAGAGGAAGCAGGUGGAGGUGAACAUGCGUGAGGCCCGCGAGAAGCUGGAGAGUGAGAUGGAUGACGCCUUCCACGAGCACCAAGCAACCCUGCUCCGCCAAGACCUGCUGAGGAGACAGGAGGAGCUCCGGCGGAUGGAGGAGAUGCACAGCCAGGAGAUGCUCAAGAGGAAGGAGAUGCAGAUCAGGCAGGAGGAGGAACGUCGCCGGCGAGAGGAGGAGAUGAUCCAUAAGAGGGAGGUGGAGGAGCAGAUGAGGCGCCAGCGUGAGGAGAAGUACAGGGGCAUGGGCAACUUCAUGGAAAGCAGGGAUCGUGAUAUGAGAAUGAAUCAAGGUGGAGCCAUGGGCCUGGCUGACAUGCCUUUUGGCUCUCCAAACCAGAAGUUCCCCAUGGGUGGACUUGGCUUUGAGGGACAGCAGGGUGGGAUGGGAGGACCCUCUCCUGGAGGCAUGAUGCCCAACGAAAUGCGCAAUGAGCGCUUCCCCCAGGGAGGUCCAAGGGGGAUGGGUCCUGGUAACCCUGGGUUUGGUAGGGGCCGCGAAGAGUUUGAUGGACCUGCCAAGAAGCCACGCUUUUAAACGCUGGCCCUGGCAGCCAUUUUGCCAGCAGCGGCAGCCCUGUUUGUGUAGUUCCUCUUAGGGCAAACCUUGUUGAGUCAUAAAUGUUGUAUUCAAGUUUCCAAGUGAUUGUGCAUUUUUAGCCCCAGAGACUCGAGUCAUUUUAUGGCACCUAACGAAAUUUCUUUCCUUUUUAUUUUAUUUUAUUUUUGUAUUUGGAGUAGACCAGUAGGGACCACGUAACCGUGGUCCACUAAUGGGUACCUAAUAUGACCCAUUUAUCAUUUCUUUCUUUAUACAGUUGUCUCAUAUUCUUUUAGUGGUCGUCAUGUAACAAUUGUAAUUUUCUCAACUUUCUAUCUAUGGCUGUGUUUUUGUGCCAACCAUUUGAAGUAAAAGCAUGUAUUACAAUAAAGACAAAUAUUGGUUCCAUCACAGGAAAAAGUCUUUAGAAUUGUUUUCUUAAAACAAGAUGAAAUAUCCACACCAUGAGCAUCCGUUUCCAGUAGUUUCAAAUACAAAAAAUGCCAGGGUGGUCACAAGUCUGAAGGAGAGGAUAACUUACUUGCAUGUAUUUAAAUUUUCAAAGAAUUCGUCCAGGCAUUGAAAAUUUGUUUCUGGUUGGAUAACUAAGAAUUAUUCUAACAUGCAUUAUUUACAGUUACUAGUUCAAGCAGCUGUACUUAGUGAUCUUAACUUUUAAGAAGUAAGAUCAAUGCAGCUAGUUGACAUGUAAUGUAUUUUGUAGUUUUUGUUUUUCUUCUAUUAUAAGGGCCUGUCUAUACAAAACCAGGACCUGUUUUUGAGAUCUGAGAUUUGAUCUUGAUUAAUUUGGGGUGUAUCCCCUUCCAAAAUAACUUUUCUAUGCCUCAAAAUAUCCCCAAAAAACUUUUACUUUGGUUUGGGUCAAUAUUGCAUUGAACAUGUAUCCAAAGAACACAAUAUCUCUUAAGGAACAAAUUAUGGCAGCCCGAUUUGCUGAUAUUCAGAGUAUUCUCCCUGAUCGUUGCACCAGUCAAUGUGUCAAGCUUCUCUUAUACUCUUAUUUUAAGUUGGUUAAUGCUAUAUGUAUUUUAUAAACAAAUGCCAUUAAUUUAUCUUAAUUCAUAAGACUAGAAAACACCGGUGCAAGGUUUGUCAUUUCCUUUGGCAAUCCAAUAUUUCUUAGGUGUGUUACUGAAUUAAUCGUUUCCAUUACUAUUUAUUUCCAAUCUGCUUGAAAGAAGGCAAGCGUCCCAAUAUGAUCCAUCUAGUAUUCAGCUCCAUAAGGAAGCAUCACAUGUGCCCAAGUAAUGCCUUUAUUUUAGCCAAGACAAGAUUGUGUUUGCAUUUUACACUCAAACAAAGAAGGUAUGCCAACAGGUGCCCUUACCUGAAAAAUAAAUAUCUAAAUUCAUCA